Molecule: messenger RNA, 1392 nt
Organism: Bufo gargarizans (Asiatic toad)
Lineage: Eukaryota; Metazoa; Chordata; Amphibia; Anura; Bufonidae
Product: olfactory receptor 1020-like
Exons: 3
Coding region: 1-1392 (463 amino acids)
Biological process (GO): G protein-coupled receptor signaling pathway
Cellular component (GO): membrane
Molecular function (GO): G protein-coupled receptor activity; olfactory receptor activity
Source: RefSeq, a predicted model, not a curated record
AUGUUGGACAAUGCUGUGGACAAUGGAAACCAAACGUUGGUUAGAACUUUUAUUCUUCUGCGGGUGUCAGAUAUUUUUUAUCUUCAGAUUGUUUUCUUCUUGAUGUUUUCGAUGAUGUACGUGAUAAUCCUAUCGGGAAAUGUCCUGCUGAUAACUGUUGUUACUCUCAACCGCAGACUUCAUACCCCCAUGUACUUUUUCUUGAGUAACCUCUCGAUGAUUGACAUCUGCUUUUCCUCAACAGUAGUCCCUAAAAUUUUAUCAAACACAAUAUCCAAGGACAGAAGUAUUUCCUUUGUGGGAUGUGCGACACAGAUGUAUUUUCAUAUGGCUAUUGGUGGCACUGAAUGUCUUCUGCUUGCCGUUAUGGCAUAUGACAGAUAUACUGCUAUCUGUAAUCCAUUACAUUACAGAGCAAUCAUGGACUGGAGGCUGUGCAUAGGUCUGGUCACUGGAUGUUGGAUUAUCAGUUUUAUAAACUCAUUUAUUCUCACUUUUUUAACCUUUCAACUCCAGUUCUGCAAGUCCAACCUCCUUAACCACUUUUUCUGUGAGAUGCCUCCACUCUUUCGACUUUCUUCUCAAGAUAUUUGGUUCAAUGAGUUAGCAGAGUACAUCUCCGGUGCUAUAGUUGUUCUUGGUUCGUUUUUGUUAAUUAUUUUAUCCUACCUUUGCAUUACCAUAACUGUCCUAAAGAUCCGUACUAAUAAGGAGCGGAAAAAGGUGUUCUCAACAUGUGGUUCCCACAUACUAGUUGUAUGUCUCUACUAUUGUACCAUCAUGUUUAUGCAUCUCCACCCUAGAUCUGCAUCUUCUGCAGAGCAAGACAGAGUGGUGACCAUCCUCUACACAGUUGUGACUCCAAUGUUAAAUCCCAUAAUCUACAGUGUUAGGAACAAGGAUAUUAAAGAAGCCAUCAGAAAAUUACUGUACAGAUCCAGAGCGGACGCACAACUGUACAAAUUUGGCAAUAAAGCCGGGAAAUUAUUGGCUAGCUUAGCGAAGGGUUUCUAUCACCCUACCCCGAUUUUGGCCUUAAAAGAUAAAAAGGGACCAUUAAAACAUGAUCCCAGAGAUAUAAAUGAGAUAAUUAGGGAAUUCUAUAGUGAUCUGUAUAAAUUUAAGAAGGAGAACGUGGAGAGUGGGAAUAAUUGGCUAAGCUCCAUAAGUUUACCGCAUAUCUCCUCAGAGGAUUUAGCCUCUCUUAACGCCCCGAUAACAACACAGGAAGUUCAGUCAAUAAUAUCAGGUCUAAAGUUAGUGAAGGCCCCGGGACCAGACAGGCUGAAGGCCAAACUGAAUAAAAUAUGGUUUAAAAAAAAACAAAACAGGAGUUCCCUCACAGCUGUGAGCUCAACACAAAAACUAAAUUCAAGUCAACUGACCUAUUAG